Molecule: messenger RNA, 2922 nt
Organism: Neocloeon triangulifer
Lineage: Eukaryota; Metazoa; Arthropoda; Insecta; Ephemeroptera; Baetidae
Product: zinc finger and BTB domain-containing protein 49-like
Exons: 4
Coding region: 218-1048 (276 amino acids)
Source: RefSeq, a predicted model, not a curated record
CUAGGUAGAUGUGUUUUACGUUUGGCGCGCUUUCUGCGGCUGAGAAAUUAGGACUCGUCGUAAUGGUGGAAAUGGCAGAAUUUUGUUGACAUUCAGUAUUUUUUCUUGCACAUUUUAAAACUGGGACUGAGGAGCAAAACCUGGACUAGUGGUUAUGAGAUGAUUUUUUGGACUUGAAGUUUCUCAUCGAAAAUUGCUCCUCUUCUCCCAGACUGCCAUGCAGGCCAUCGCAGGCCCUUUGGCUUAUCUAAGCUGCACUGACUGCAAGUCGAGAUUCAGCUCGGCCUCUUCCCUGCUCAAGCACUUUGCUGAACACAUCCUCAAUAAUUGUGGCGAUGGCAGCACUGCGUCGUCCGAAUCUGACGACACUCGAAGUGAGAUCUUCAAUGCCAUGCUUGAGUCUGCCAGCCCAGGGAGAUCCAGCCCUUCCCUUGAGGAGCGGAGGGUGCGUCCAAAAUUGCCAGAGUUGCUGAAAAUCAAGCGGAAGCGCAACUCUGUCGAGCAACAGCCUGAGCCAAAAAGAGACGAUGAGUCCCAAAAAGAUGAGUUUAACCCCUUGACCUUCUGUGUGGUGACCAUGGAGGAGGGUAAUGAGAAGCUUGAGCUUCAGCAGCAACAACAGCAGCAGCAGACGACGACCACAAUUUCGGCCGUGUCAAAGCACGAGGAGGCGCUGCAGGCGUACAAAAAGUAUGUGUGCACUUACUGCAACAAGCGCUUCGGCUGGUCGACCGACCUCAAGAGACACAUCCUGACGCACACGGGCGAACGGCCGUUUCAGUGUCAGUUGUGUGGUGCCACCUUCACCAGGAACUUCUUGCUGCAGAAGCAUGUGAUCAAACUGCACUCGAAUAACCAGUGCGUGGUGCCGGUGGCGCCGACGGAGCCAAAGAAGCCGCCCACCUCUCCAGGGGUGUUGGCAGUCAGUCCAGAACCACCCUCGGGGGCUGCCACUGAAGUUCGAAAGGAGAUCAAAGUGGAACUCCUGGACACGGCCGUGCCGCCCACCUCCAAGAGGCGCUGCAUCGAGGUCUUUGCCGACAAGUAACCCUCACUUCACCCAUUUUGUCACCACAGUAUAAAAAAUUAAUGUCGAUUUUGCCUCGAAACAAUCUUCCUGACAAUACCCAAGAAGCUGUUAUUGAUUUAUGUAUUGCUCGACUUUUUGCACUGGCCCUACUUUGACGGUUAGUUCGUUAACGUCAAGUUCCUAAAUAGCAGGAUUGCAGAUCUUGGCCAGUUAACUUAAAGAAUUAAAGUAUUUUUUUUUUUUUGACAAUACCAAAAUCUGGCAUUCUAGUUAAUCUGUAUAAUUAUAGAAUUACUUAAAUUUCUUGUGACAGAUCUCGUAAACUUGGUUGGCCAGUGUAUCAAGUCUGUACACAAAUGUACAUUGUGGCUUAAUUUUGUAAGCCAUUCACUUACAUGAAGAUGCAUGUUUUCCAGAUAAUGACAAUAAUAUUGCUAAUUUAACAAAGAGAGAGUUGAUGUCGAUGAAGAGUUUCUCCAUUGAGAAUGAUGCCUUGGCCGAGUUGACCAGUUAAUUGUUGAUUUUGUUACAUAUAAAUUAGGCUCUAAGUUUUUGUUUGUAUAAUUCUUUUCAUUUAAAAGUUUGUUUCAUAGCAACAUUCUCAAUGCAGAUUUGUCUACGUGAGGAGACAGUAUUCACCAAAAAAAAUGCAGUUGUUAGAAUUUGAAGAAGAAGAAAUCAUGUAUCUUAACCAAAAUGAUAUAUUAAUUGAUGUAAAUGUGACAUAUUUUACCUCUACUUGUGAAUGAUGAACUACAACAAAAUUGAUGAAAUAUUAUGAAAAUAUUUACAUGAUAAAAACUCUUCCAUUUUUCUUGGUAUAACUCUUUAUACAUUGAAAAACGAAAACAAACACGUUAGUGCUUGACAAUAUGAAAAUCAGAAACAGUAAUUUGUUAGCGACUUAUUACGUUUGUUGUGUGGCACGCGUGGAGGAUGUUUUGAAAACCCACGUUGAUGCUGUGCUGAUGAGUUGGAUUGCGACAAUAAUUUAUUAAUGGGCAAAAAACGAUAAGUCAUUCUGAACUGAUGGCAAAGAAGUACAAUUAGUAUUGUUGAACUUGCCAAAGAGAGAUAUAACCAUGCUUGUGUUAUUGAUGUUUUGUUGUGGGUGAUUUUUAAUUUGUGGAUUUCUAAAUUUGGUUAUGCAACACCAUCAUGUGUGUACUUUUUGGACACUUGUGAUUGAGAAAUUUUUACUGAAACAAUUUUCUAAAACCAUAUACAAAAUUUUUCAGUUAGGCCAAACAGUUUUGCAGUAUUGCUAAUGCAUAUAUUAAUUGUUUAAGAACGCCUCCAUACAAUAAAACUUGAUAAAUUAUUAGUCUUGAGUUAAAAAGUCACUAAAAGGAUUUCAAUUUAGGACUUUUUGAGGUAACCACGUUUGUAUUAAACAAAAGUAACUGAUGUCGAGAAUGUAUUUGCAAAGACUGAUACGUCUUGCAGCAGUGUUCGUGUACGUAUCUAACUAAAGUAUUUUUUAUGUAAUGAUGUAAUGUACUUAAUUAGAAAUGUAACCAUAAAAUGUAAAUCACCGUAGGACGCAUUUAGAAGUAACAUAAUGUCUUAUAAGUAUUGUUCCUAUUUUUGGAGUAAGUUUCCCUUAAUUUUUUCUCCUGUGCAAUCACUGUAUGUAUAAAUUAUUUCACAUAGAAAUUUCAGUCACUUUUGUUGCACCCUAUUUUUUCACAAGUUAUGUGUAGCUAGUCAACCAAAAAUAUAUGCACUUAAUUUGCGCCAGGAGCAGUGUUGAGUUCCUUCAGUAUUUGUUCUUUGGAAACGUUUGUAUUUGGUUGUGCUACUUAUCUAGCAACUAAACACGUCUUAUUUCAGCAAGUUGAUUGUAAUACACUGAUACAUAGCAAAAAAUAAAUUAAGCCUGUGUCUUGUAA